GAAGUGUGCGGGGACUGGGUCAAACGUGCCCGCUCCACGAUCCCCCCAGCACCGCGCGCGGCGUUAGACGAGCGACAUCACAGCCCGCCGCCGCCGAUGAUUCAGUCGAAAUUGAGAGAGUGCACUAUAAACAGUAAAGUGACGAAGUUCGUUGCGUGUUGUAACAAUUCUACCAACUGUUUAUCAACAUUCAUGUGAUUCAUUUACGAUUACCCUAACAUUAACUAGUGUUUGUACGUGAAUUAUCAGUGAACAACGUGAAAUGAAUAGUGAUUAUUGUUUGUGAGAGAGAGAGAUAAUGGAAACUACUAGAAAUUUGAAACAACAGCACGGUUCAACAAUUGAAAAAAUGUUAUCUGCAAGUCCAGUUUGUCCAUUGAAGCCUAAUCUCGUAGUAUAUACGACAAGACUUGAUGAUAUGAUAGUCUUUAGCAAUGACACUUCGAAGACAACCAUUGUGGAUGCAUUACAGAAAAUUGAACAAGAAAGCAAACCGACUUUACCAAAGAAACCUAAAAUGCAAGUAUUUAGAAACAACCGUCUUGCAUCGUAUUUACAUUUGAAAAAGAAAAUAAUUACUUUAAAUAAAAAUAAACAUGCAGUUAAGCGUUUCAAAGAAAGAAAUAUUACCGAUGAAAUACAUGCUGAAUCUGUUGCGCUUGGGAAUAGUGUUGGCGACUUUACACAAAAUAAUACGAUUUUAAAAUCGACGACGUUUAAAACUUCAGAAAACAAUCGAAGACUGCCAACAUCCGAAGACAAACGAAUCGAUCCAGUAGUUUGGCCGGUCACGACAAAAGUUGAUUACGAGAACACGAGUAACUUAUGCAUGGUCAAAAAACGUUUUGAAACGGAUCUAUACAUUUUAGACGACGACGGGAAUAUUAUAAGACAUGAAAAAAAAAAGUCACAGAAAAUGAAUAUGCAAGAGAUAAAUUUGGUAGUUAACUAUUGUUGCUGGUUUAAUAGAGAACAAAUCGUAGCCCAUCUAUCCAAAAGAUUAAAGCCUACCACUUUGAGAAGGAUAAAGAAUGCACACACUUGUAUUCCAGGACAAUGCAAGUGUUGUUGUAAACCAAACUCGAAUAACUAUUGCAUGUUUUCAAUUGAUGAUUAUAUUGACCCAACAGAUAAUGAUGUUAAAGAACCAACAAAAGAACCAGAAACGAAUUCUGAUUUCGAUGAUCUAUUAAAGAAAAUGUUGGUAUCUAAAAAAUGUCCUGAUGAUUAUCUCCUACAAAACCUACCAAACGAUACGAACGUUCCAACGGUAAAAACUUCUAAAGUUUCAUUUUUAAAUGAAAAUAACCAAUAUAAUUGCUAUGAAACUGACAUCAACGGUGAAGUUAUACAAUCACAAACACACUGUAAAGGAAAUUUCGAUACAGAAGAUUCAUAUUACGGAAAAGUAUGCUGCUGGUAUGCACGUGAAAACAUUAUAAAAAAACUAAUAAAAGAACAAAAACCUGAGAGUAUCUUGACACGCAUAAAGGAGAAACAUUUGUGUCCUAGCGAUAAAUGUACAUGUUGUUGCAAAACAUUAAAUCCUGCAAAUUUGAGAAGGAUAGGCAAUGCAGAUAAUUGUGUUCCGGGACAAUCCAAAGGUGAACCAAAUAACUCUGUUGCAGUUUUUUCAGAUGAUUACAUUGAUUUAACAGAUAAUGAUUUAGAAAACAACGUUAAAGAACCAAUAAAAGAACCAGAAGAAAGUAUAUCCUUCGAUGAGAUAUUAAAAAAAAUGUUAGUGUCUAAAAGAUAUGCUGAUGACUAUCUCCUAAAAAAACUUUCAAACAACAAGGAUGUAAACGUUUCAGGACCAAAAACAUCCAAAGUUUCAUUUUUAAACGAAAACAACCAAUAUAAUCAUUAUGAAACUGACAUUAAUGGUGAGGUAAUACAAUCACUAACAUUCGAAGGAGGAGAUUUCGAAACAAAAGAUUCAUAUUAUGGAAAAGUAUGCUGUUGGUAUGCACGUGAAAAUAUCAUAAAGAAAUUAAAAGAAGAACAAAAACCUGCAAGCAUCUUGACAUGUAUAAAGAAGAAACAUUUUUGUUCUAUUGAUAAAUGUACGUGUUGUUGCAAACCAGAAGAACUUAUUUUGCCUGAGAACUCUCUACACAGUGGAAAAUGCGUUGCGGAACCUGUAACAAAAAAAAGACGUAUUUUAAAAAAUACACCAAGUUUUAAAACUAAGCAUGGUAUUGAACAAAAUAGAGAAAAAGAAAAGAAAACCAUCGAUAUUGAAAAUGAAAACAAAACCAUUGAUAUUAAAGUUGAAAUCAUAGAUAUUGAUAACGACGAAAAUAAAAUCAUUGUUAAUGACAACGAAAAAAAAUCCACUGCUGCUGAAGAUAAAAACAAAACUAUGGAUAUUAAAGUUGAAAUCAUUAAUAUUGAAGACGACAAUAAGACUAUUCAUAUUGAAGAUGAAAACAAAGCCGUUGAUGUUAAAGAUGAAAUCUUAGCUCCUGAUACUGAAGACGCCACUGAUAUUGAAAGCGGAAGAAAAACCAUUAAUAUUGAAGAUGACAUAAAAACCAAUGACAUAGUAGACAAACCCAUUGACACUGAAGACGAAAUCGGUGCCUUUUUAAUUAAUGAGGUAAAUAAUAAUUUCAAAAAGUGUACAGAUGUUACUAAUACUAUUAAAAGUAGCGCUUUGGAAAGCUGUAGUUCCACUACAAACGCAACUCAUGAGAUUCAAGAAAAUAUACCCUCUAGUUUCAUUUCAGAAUUAAAUACAUCAUCUGACAUACCAGUCAUACAAGGAGUAGUCGCAGCGAACUUAUCGGAAAUAUCUCCAGAGAGGCUACCCAGUGAAUUCCUUCCAAAUUUCCGAAAUAUUUCUUUACACAUUGACGAGAAAAAAAAAGUCCACAUAAAUUUCCAUAAUGAAAAUUGUAGCCUUUCAGUAGAAGAACUGCAACAUUUGAAUAAAAUUUUAGAACGUACUCAAAGGAAGGUUGAUAAAAUCAUUGAAAAUUCGAAUAUGUUUAUAAACCCUAUUAUGACUUUUUACAAGAUAGGUACUGAUUUACAUAAGAAAAAAAGGGAAAACUAUUUAAGGUCUUUUGCAGAGUGUUUGGAUUUAGACAUUUAUGCUAAUUCACCCAGUUACUUAAAUGGUAAUAAUAAAAAUGAAAAAAUUAAGAAACAGACUUUAGGAUCUCGUGCAGGCAUCAUAGAUAAACCUGUGAAAAGAACCAAUAGUAAUAGUAAACGUAUAAAGAGCAUGAGAGGAUAUAUUCCUGAAGAAAUCGGCUGAAACGGCCGUUUCAAUUACGGACUCAAUUUGCGAAUAGCUUCAAUUUACUACUUGUGCAGUACUAUUAGCAUCGAUAUCAAGACACAACUUACCUAAAAGAAAUUCCCAAUUCCCAUCCAUCCAUUUAUCCAAAACCCAUUCAUCGCUGCAGUGUCUCGCAGGAAACGGAGCUCCGUGAUGAAAGUGCGCAGAUGAACCAUCGUGUAUAGGCGGAUUUUUUCAAUCAGUGACUAUUGUCACCAAUUAUGUACAGGCGGUGCUUAAGUGUUGUCUAUGGUCACUUCAAGCCUGACCUCAUUGCGUGCGGUUUCCAAUCAUAGCCAAGUAUAAGUUACUUAAUGGCCUGCGUAUAAAUUCAAAAUGUAAGAGAUUGCUCAAAGACGGCUGUGCUUUGGUUAUAAUAUUUAUACACGGUUGUACAUGCCUUUUGCAUUUUAGCAUAGAUGCCAUUGAAGAUGGGUAUGGAUUGGAAACACACAAGCUUUCCAGUCAUUGUAGAGUAUGUAAAAAGAUGGCAAACUUUUAAAGUUUUUUUUUUCCCUAUCUACACAUUGGUAGCUAAGAAGCUAUUCCAGUUACGUGCGGGUGAGUAGAUGAGCUCACGGGCUCAAUCUGAGAGAAUUUGCUAAAUUAAACACUAGCCUGAGAAGAUAUGGCGUGAAACUCAGUGGGUACCUUUUAAUAAACUGGUUUUUUUUUAUUGCCCUUGUAGGCAGACGAGCACCUGAUGGUGAGUAGUUACCGUCGCUCAUGGACUUUAGCAAUGCCAGGGACAGAGCCAAGCCGCUGCCUACCGUUGAGUACUCUCCAUAAUGUAAUGUGAAGUAAAAAAAAAAUUCUUUCCGUGUUUCUGCAUCAAAAACGGGCUCUACAUCCCGUACCACAGAAAACCGGACAGUCUUAUAAUGUUUGAAAUUGUCGCGAAAACUGAACAAAACGCGACUGCACGAAAUUUUGUUUUGUGUGACGCCAUUCCAAGCCAGAACAAACUACGAACUAAACAUAAUGAUGAUGCAUUCCAUGUCGAUAUCGAGAGCGGCGACCUGCUUCUGCUGAUGAAUGGUUAUCGAUGUGUGCAAUAUUACUGCACCGUACUCUAAAACACAAACAUUAGCCACUUAUGACGUAAUGCGCAAUUAAUGUUAAUGUUUUGGAAUUGUUAGGUUAUUUAAAUUAUGAAGUAAAUAAAAUGAAUAAAUUUAAUAUCACAUAAAUAGCAAUUAUUCGUUCUAAUUUAUUCAACAACGACUACAAAUACCUUUAGGUUCAUUUGUUUCUAGUGUUCGGUUGUCUACUCUGUCAAAAUUGAGUGUGUGAAACACGUGUGUUCAAGAGACCAUCAUUUUUUAAUCAUAACUUUGGCUCUAUUGUUUACAUAAAUAAAUGAGUUAAUUUUCUAGUCAAAUAUUGUUUAGUUCAAUUGAAGUUGAUGUACGUGAUGCAAAUACCAAUGUUAUAUUAAAAACUAGUAUACUUGUUCACAAAAACAUAAAUCAAUACGAUUAAAUAAUACUGAUCGAGGAGUGAUGGAUUUACUUCAAUCUAUUAUAAGUAAAUACAAUAAACGUUACAUAAUAUGAAAUGUGGACAUAUAUGCCACUUGAUUAAUUUUUAAAUAAAAUUUACGGAAUUGUUUUA
Bombyx mori (domestic silkworm) is the source of this 4903-nucleotide messenger RNA. RefSeq lists its product as uncharacterized. The transcript is spliced from 2 exons. Lineage: Eukaryota; Metazoa; Arthropoda; Insecta; Lepidoptera; Bombycidae. The record is from RefSeq and is a predicted model, not a curated record. The coding region runs from base 299 to 3265 and encodes 988 amino acids.